AUGGUGGAUUGCAGCGAUGUUUACAUCAGCUUCGACAGAAGUGAGGAUACGGUGCGGUACUCUUUUGUCAGCCACCUCUGCGCCGCUUUCCGCCGCAGAGGAAUAUCUUCGUUCAUCAGAGAAAACGGCUCCGAUUCGGAAAGCAAUGGAUUCUCCAAGUUGGAGACGUCUAGGGCUUCUGUAGUGGUUUUCUCUGAGAAAUACUCGUCAUCCAAGUCAUGCAUGGAGGAGCUGGUCAAGGUUUCCGAACGCCGGCGGAAAAACUGUCUCGCGGUGGUUCCGGUAUUUUACCCAGUCACGAAAUCGUUUAUGAAGAAACAAAUCUGGAAUUUGGGCGAUGUUAGAAGCGAUUGGCCAAGUGCUCUAUUGGAAACUGUAGACUUACCAGGCCACGAGUUAUACGAUACGCAAAGUGACUCUGACUUUGUGGAGGAGAUUGUGGCUGAUGUGCGUGAAAAGCUCAACAUGUCAGACAAUAUUGGAAUCUACUCAAAGUUGGGGAAGAUAGAAACAUUGAUUUACAAGCAACCGUGGGGUGUCCGCAGCAUAGGAAUAUGGGGAAUGCCCGGCAUAGGCAAGACAACUCUUGCUAAAGCUGCUUUUGACCAACUCUCUGGUGACUAUGAGGCUUCUUGUUUCAUCAAAGACUUUAACAAGGCGUUUCAUGAGAAGGGACUUUAUGGUUUGUUAGAGGCACACUUUGGGAAAAUUCUUAGGGAAGAGCUUGGCAUAAAAAGUUCGAUUACAAGACCGAUCCUCCUUAGAAAUGUUUUACGCCAUAAAAGAGUUCUUGUCGUUCUUGAUGAUGUGUGUAAGCCUCUAGAUGCAGAGUCCUUUCUUGGAGGGUUUGAUUGGUUUUGUCCGGGAAGCUUGAUCAUCAUAACUUCAAGAGAUAAACAAGUAUUUUCUAUAUGUCGGGUCGAUCAGAUAUAUGAGGUUCCAGGUUUAAAUGAGGAAGAGGCUCUGCAGCUAUUCUCGCGGUGUGCAUUCGGAAAGGAGAUUAUACAUGAGAGUUUGCAGAAACUAUCAAAGAAAGUGAUUGAUUAUGCUAAUGGAAAUCCUUUAGCUCUGAUUUUUUUUGGAUGUAUGUCAAGGAAGAAUCCUAAACCUAUAGAGAUUGCAUUCCCCAAAGUCAAGAAAUAUCUGGCACAUGAGAUUCAUGAUGCAGUCAAGAGUACAUAUGAUUCGCUUAGUUCCAACGAGAAGAACAUAUUUCUUGAUAUUGCGUGUCUUUUCAGAGGAGAAAAUGUCGACUGUGUAAUACAUCUGCUUGAGGGAUGUGGUUUCUUUCCACGUGUUGAAAUCAAUGUUCUUGUUGAGAAGUGUUUGGUGAGUAUGGCAGAAGGCAGGGUUGUGAUGCAUAAUUUGAUCCAAUCCAUAGGUCGCAAAAUUAUCAAUGGAGGAAAGAGGCGUUCCAGACUGUGGAAACCUUUGAUAAUUAAGUAUUUUCUAGAAGAUAGACAAGUUUUGGGUAGUGAAGAUAUUGAAGCCAUAUUUCUGGACCCAUCUGCCUUAAGCUUUGAUGUCAAUCCUAUGGCGUUUGAGAAUAUGUAUAAUCUUAGAUAUCUGAAGAUUUGCAGUUCCAAUCCUGGAAACCAUUAUGCUCUACACCUUCCCAAGGGCGUCAAAUCCCUACCGGAGGAGUUAAGGUUACUGCACUGGGAACAUUUUCCAUUGUUAUCCUUACCACAAGAUUUUAACACUAGAAAUCUUGUUAUACUCAACAUGUGUUACAGUAAACUUCAGAGACUUUGGGAAGGAACCAAGGAACUUGGGAUGCUGAAGAGGAUCAUGCUUUGUCAUUCACAACAGCUAGUUGGUAUUCAAGAACUCCAAAUUGCUCUAAAUAUGGAGGUAAUUGAUCUCCAAGGUUGUGCAAGACUACAAAGAUUUCUAGCAACAGGUCAUUUCCAGCAUCUUCGGGUGAUAAAUCUCUCUGGUUGCAUAAAGAUCAAAAGUUUCCCAGAGGUUCCACCUAAUAUUGAGGAGCUGUAUCUCAAACAAACUGGCAUAAGAUCAAUACCAACUGUGACCUUCUCUCCACAAGAUAACUCAUUUAUUUAUGAUCAUAAAGAUCACAAAUUCUUGAAUCGGGAGGUCUCGUCUGAUUCGCAAAGUCUGUCAAUCAUGGUUUAUCUAGACAACCUCAAAGUUCUUGAUCUUUCUCAAUGCUUAGAGCUUGAGGAUAUUCAGGGUAUACCAAAAAACCUAAGAAAGUUAUAUCUUGGUGGUACAGCCAUAAAAGAACUGCCUUCGCUCAUGCAUCUUUCUGAACUGGUUGUAUUAGAUUUGGAGAACUGCAAACGCCUUCACAAGUUACCAAUGGGAAUAGGUAACUUGAGUUCUCUUGCGGUGUUAAAUCUCUCUGGAUGCUCAGAACUUGAGGAUAUUCAAGGUAUCCCAAGAAACUUGGAAGAGUUAUAUCUUGCUGGCACCGCUAUACAGGAAGUGACAUCGUUAAUCAAGCAUCUCUCAGAACUUGUAGUUUUAGAUUUACAGAAUUGCAAAAGGCUUCAACAUCUUCCAAUGGAGAUUAGUAACUUAAAAUCUCUUGUCACACUUAAGCUAACGGAUCCAUCUGGGAUGUCCAUAAGAGAAGUAUCAACAUCAAUUAUCCAGAAUGGUAUAUCAGAAAUUGGCAUCAGUAAUUUGAAUUAUCUUCUCUUGACUUUCAAUGAGAAUGCAGAGCAGCGUAGAGAAUAUUUGCCUCGACCAAGGCUGCCAUCUUCAAGUUUACAUGGCUUGGUCCCAAGAUUUUAUGCCCUAGUAUCUUUAUCCCUCUUCAAUGCAUCCUUGAUGCAUAUACCGGAAGAGAUUUGUUCCUUGCCUUCAGUAGUGCUGUUGGAUCUUGGUCGGAAUGGUUUCAGCAAAAUCCCUGAAAGCAUAAAGCAGUUAUCUAAACUACAUAGCCUUAGAUUAAGACAUUGUAGAAACCUCAUAUUGCUUCCGGCGCUUCCCCAAAGCCUGAAACUGUUGAACGUGCAUGGUUGUGUGUCUCUAGAGUCAGUUUCUUGGGGAUUUGAGCAGUUUCCUAGUCAUUACACCUUCAGCGAUUGCUUCAAUAAGUCUCCAAAAGUGGCUAGAAAACGAGUUGUAAAAGGCCUGGCUAAAGUAGCAAGCAUUGGCAACGAACAUCAGCAGGAACUCAUCAAAGCACUUGCAUUCAGCAUUUGCGGGCCUGCAGGAGCAGAUCAGGCAACCUCUUAUAAUUUGCGGGCAGGUUCAUUUGCAACGAUAGAGAUAACUCCUUCCCUGCGAAAGACACUCUUGGGGUUUGCUAUCUUCGUUGUAGUAUCGUUUUCGGAUGAUAGUCACAACAACGCUGGGCUUGGCGUUAGGUGCGUAAGCAGAUGGAAGACAAAGAAAAGGGUGGUCACUGGUAAAGCAGAGAAAGUGUUUAGGUGUUGGGCUCCGAGAGAAGCUCCUGAGGUUCAAAGGGAUCACAUGUUUGUGUUUUAUGAGGAUGCCGAAAUGCAUCGAGGUGGUGGUGAGGGAAACAAACCAAAUAUAAUGGCUGAUCACGUUGAAUUUGAAUUCCAAGCAGUAAAUGGAAGAAACAAGGUCUUAGGCGGUAAUUGCAUGGUGACAGAAUGUGAUGUUUGUGUUAUAACAGCUGCAACUGGUGCGGCGAGUCUGAGUGUAACAAAUGCAAGUAAGGAUAUGAGUUUAAGUAAGAAUCAUUCUCCGAAGCUUUCAAGUGUGAUUGGUAAGCUUCGAUUUAAGCGAGUUGGUAGGUUUGGUGGUUGUGUUUGCCUAGAGUGAAGAAAAGUUAAGAGUGGGAACUGGGAAGAGUGUAUGUAUGUGACUCGUCUCAUGCGUGCCCAAAUGCGAAGUAGCAGAAACAUGUAUGUUUGAAAUGUAAUUUUUAUUAUUUAAAAUUGGC
Messenger RNA from Arabidopsis thaliana (thale cress), 3883 nucleotides. RefSeq names its product Disease resistance protein (TIR-NBS-LRR class) family. Gene Ontology annotation, molecular function: ADP binding. Bases 1 to 3762 code for a protein of 1253 amino acids. Gene Ontology annotation, biological process: defense response; signal transduction. Lineage: Eukaryota; Viridiplantae; Streptophyta; Magnoliopsida; Brassicales; Brassicaceae. The transcript has 5 exons. The record is from RefSeq and is marked reviewed.